AUGAGCACCAAUCAGUUCCAGCAGGACACAAAAUCAGGCUUGAAGGAUAUGGAGGCUCGAAUAAGCCAGAUGGCAACUGCCAUCAAUCGCUUGGAAUCCCACGCUUAUGGAAAGUUACCUUCACAAUUCGAAAUAAAUCCCAAGAAUGUAAGUGCCAUGACCCUGAGGAGUGGCAAGACACUGGAAGGGCCUAAAGAGAGAAAUUCAAAAGGCAAGAGUGAGGAGGAGAUAGAGAAGGAAAUUGAGGAGGAAGGACGUAUUCGUGAGGAUCCUAAGGUAAUCCCCAUCUCUCCACCCACUACUAACUCUAACUUACCCCCUUUUCCUUGCAGGUUGGAAAAGACAAAAAGGGUAAAGAAGGAAAAAGAGCUUUUAGAUGUGUUCCGAAAAGUGGAAAUUAACAUCCCUUUACUGGACGCAAUCAAGCACAUACCGAAAUAUGCUAAAUUUCUCAAGGAUCUAUGCACCCAUAAGAGGAAACUGAGAGGGGACGAAAGAGUAGCGGUGGGAGAGAAUGUGUCAGCAAUGCUCCAAAGAAAGCUUCCACCCAAGUGUGGAGAUCCAGGUAUGUUCACGAUCCCCUGUAAGAUAGGGAAUACACCGAUCAGGAAAGCAAUGUUAGAUUUAGGGGCGUCAAUCAAUGUGAUGCCAAAGACCAUUUUUGCUUCUUUAAAUCUUGGGCCACUUAAAGAAACAGCCAUCAUAAUCCAACUAGCCAAUCGCACAAAUGCAUACCCAGAGGGGCUAGUUGAGGAUGUCUUGGUUCAAGUAAAUGAAUUGGUCUUUCCUGCAGAUUUUUAUAUCUUGGACAUGGGAGAUGAAAAAUCAUUAAACCCGUCACCUAUCUUGUUAGGUAGACCAUUUCUUAGCACUGCCAGGACUAAAAUAGAUGUGAAUGAGGGUACUUUGUCAAUGAAAAUUGAUGGUGAAACUGUGAAUUUCAAUAUUUUUGAGGUGAUGAAAUAUCCAGAAGAAUCUAACUCAGUCUUUGCUUUGAGCGUUAUUGAGCCUUUUGUGCAGAACAUUUUCGAAUUAGAUGGCAAAGACGCUUUGGAAGUGGCUCUAAUCAAGCAUCUGGAGUUGGGUGUAACUCCUAAUGUGGACCUAAGGGGAGAUUUGGCACCGGAGUUGGAACUAAAACCUUUCCCGAAGCAUCUAAAGUACGCAUUCCUAGGAGAUCGGAAGACACUUCCGAUGAUCAUCUCUGCACACCUAUCUCCAAGUCAGGAGGACAAACUGGUGCGAAUCCUUAGGGAGCAUAAGGAAGCAAUUGGAUGGAGCAUAGCCGAUAUUAAAGGGAUUAGCCCGUCCUUGUGUAUGCACCAGAUAAGACUCGAGAAUGAUGCAAAGCCGGUGAGGCAAGCACAGCGAAGAUUGAACCCUCUGAUGAUGGAAGUUGUAAAAAAGGAGAUACUCAAGCUUCUGGAGGUAGGGAUCAUUUUCGCUAUUUCGGAUAGUCCGUGA
Molecule: messenger RNA, 1464 nt
Organism: Coffea arabica (coffee)
Lineage: Eukaryota; Viridiplantae; Streptophyta; Magnoliopsida; Gentianales; Rubiaceae
Source: RefSeq, a predicted model, not a curated record